Molecule: messenger RNA, 3258 nt
Organism: Volvox carteri f. nagariensis
Lineage: Eukaryota; Viridiplantae; Chlorophyta; Chlorophyceae; Chlamydomonadales; Volvocaceae
Exons: 12
Coding region: 1-3258 (1085 amino acids)
Biological process (GO): intracellular signal transduction; cyclic nucleotide biosynthetic process
Source: RefSeq, a predicted model, not a curated record
AUGCUUGCGACAGUCGUGGCGAGUACGAUCUCAGGUGUGGUGCUGCUGGGCCUUGCGGCGGUGUGGUUGCAGCGGCGGCUAAGGGACCGACAUCACGACUUCCUAGGCCGUGUGUUGGCACCUAGGGCGGGGCCGGACACGACCCUGCUCAUUAGCGAUGUCCAGAACAGUACGGUGCUAUGGGAGCAGCUGCCUGCGGAAGUCAUGGAUAUAUCGCUCAAGCUGCAUCACAGCACGUUUCGCCGCCUUCUCCCGAAGCACGACGGAUACGAGAGCAGCACAGAGGGCGACUCUUUCAUCCUGGCUUUUGCUGACCCGACGAAUGCGGUGGCCUUCGCAGCAGCAUGCCAGGUCCAGCUAGUGCUACAGGAGUGGCCACAACAAUUAUUGGAGCACCCAGAUGGCCAGCUGGUACUGGUGGACCCACGGGACGGUGAUCCAGUGCUACAGGCCGCAGCGACGCCCCACGGUGAUAUCCGCCUCAUCGCCAGCCGCACCAACUCCUUGGCCGCCUUCCCGUUCAUGUCCACCAUCGCGACGUACAUGCGCGCCGCCGCCACCGGAGCUCUACGCAUCUCGCAAAUCAUGCCGUCGCCGUUGCUGCUGUCGCCAACGUUGCGGACAGGAUCGCGGCCGCCAGCGGCGGCGACGGCGGCGACGGCGGGUAUCAACGACGCCGUCACUCGAACAUCUAGCAUCGUUAAUUUCGUGUCAGAUGGUACAGUACACGGAGGCAAUGUAUUCUUCCGCACACAGAGCGAAUGCGUGGAUUUUGCCUCCCAAGAUGGACUGUACAACAGCGCUGCGGCCGUUACAGCCGCCGCUGCCGACGCCGACGCGGCAGCAGAAUCGACGCCUGACUUCUCGGCCAGGGGUAACCGGACCCUCAGCGGUGACGGCAGCGUCAACGCGGUGCCGUACACGGGCCUGCUUCCUACUAAGCUCGUCAGCUCUGGGGAGCCACGUAAAACGCCGCCGUCAGGCAACAGCCCCAUCCUCGCCCGCAUUAUCAACCAGCGCAGUGCCGCCAGCUUGGGGCACAUACUCGAUAGCAGCUGUGACUUAGUUGUACGGCCUGGAACCACCAGUGGCGGCGGCGGCGGUGUCCGCAACAAAUUUCCCACAGUGUCUUCUUCGGAACGCAACGUCGUGGGGCUUCACUCACCGGGCUUCUCCAGCAUACUUUCGAUCCUGCCGACCCUUCGAGAAGACCGGGCAACGUGGGGGCUGCCUUCGAGCACGAGUAGCGACUGGCUUACAGCACUGUGCGCAGCGUUUCCGUCCGUGCCGACUCAGGGGGUGUCUGCAUGUGUCCAGGGUGACCAGGCAUUGCGGUACCUCCGCAAUCUUUUCAUUUUCCUCCCCCUUUGUGACCCCCUCGUGUUUCCCCUCCUCCUUUCCCUCCUCGUUCCCCUUUUCCUCAUCGCACCCUGCUCACAACCUUGCUACCUCUCUGCCUCACAUGUGCCCUUGCCGCUACUUCUGCUGCCUGGCCAGAGUCCGCUGGUGGCCCUUCCUUCGGGCCGGCCUGUGCUGGCUGCUUACCGUGGUCUCCGAGUGCGAAUGGGCCUGCACACCGGCUUAGAGGACCCGCAGCACAUUGUGUUCAACAAAGUGGCGAGUGCCUUCAAAUACCAAGGCAAGUUCACGGCUCUGGGGAUGUGUCUCGACCGCGUGCACGUCUCGACCGCAAUACUUUCACACAGCGUGCGCAGCCGCCUCUCUGAACUGGCCCGUUCACCAAUACAUCACACCGGUCGAGGGAGGGGCCCCUUGGACCAGUCCAUAGCCGUUAUUAUUAUGAUCAUCAUUAUUGUGGCGCCCCGAUCACCAAGCCGCUCGCGGCCAUUAGGGGCCUGUCCCUUCCUGGAGACCGCUCGUUGCAUCAUCGAUGCAGCGCCGGGCGGCAUGGUGGUGCUGUCCAGCCAGGCAUUUGCACGGCUGCGCCACAGCGCCAAUACACCUAGAGGGGGCGUGGGAGGGGGCGGCAACGGGGCCCCCCAGCACAGCGCCAAUAAGCGCCGCGCCGGCCGCCAGACCGAAGCGCUCGUACUGUACGGCGGACACCACGUGUUGAAGAGCUCGCCGCCAACGCCGGGACCGCCGUCGAAGCCUGUCGCCGCCACCGCCAGAAGAUUGAGUUCGGUUGUGAGAUUCAGCAUUAUGGGUAUUGGCGAGACGUUACGAGGCGAAGAGGGGUCGGCGGAGGCCGAGAGUACGACAGAGGGUACGGCGCUGUAUCAGGCGGUGCCGUCGGCACUGUCCUGCAGGCUGGCGCUGUCGGCGCCGCUGGUGACGAAGCGCGUCCUUCAGCUCGGCAGUCUGAAUGCGGCUGUGGGCUGCAUUAGCAUCGCCUUUAUGGCUGCUUUAAAUCCCAAGCAGACCUCGGCGAUUUCCAAGUGUGGACUCGGGCGCGCCCUCUCCCAGUUUCAGCGCCUUGUUUUUCGUCUGUUAGGUUCAAAGGGAGGCUACCUUGUGGAAGGGGAGGACGGGUUGGUGCUGGCGGCGUUUGAGUCUCCCAUGGCCGCAGUGGAGUGGGCGCUCGACUGUGCGGCGGGGCUCAAAAAUCUUGUGGGUGGCAGCACCUGGGAUCCGGAGCUACUCGGCCAUUGGCUGUGUGAGGAAGUGUUGUCAGUUGGGGUAGCGGGAACCGACACAUUGCCGACCGCUGACAAAGGGAAGGACAAUGAGAGGGUCCCCUGGGAGCCGGUGGACCUUCCCGACGGGGGUGAAGGCGCCAGGGCCGGUUCGCCGCCGGCGGUGGCCCGACGGUGCAGCCUUCGACGCAACCUGUCCAACAUGCCAAGCACGGCUCGUCUCGGAGCAAUCACGACGACGCGACGGGUGUUGGAGCGUGGGCUCCGUAUCAAGGUGGGACUUGACACGGGUCUAACCACCCACAGUCUCAAUGAGGCUUCAGGUCGACUUGCCUAUAGAGGCAAGGUCAUGAACAGGGCCUCCCGCGUCGCCGGCAAGGCGGCGGCAGGCCAGGUGGUAUGUACGGACGCUUGCUGGCGUGGAUGCCUUAUGCAGGCAACCGACGCGGGCGUAAAUGUUCGAGGUACAUUCCUUAGGAGCAGCGACGGCGGUAGCGAGGGUACCAGAACGAUGACGAUAUCCUCGGAGUACACAGGAGUGGAUUUAUCAGUCUGCGGCGAAGGGGAUUCAAUCGGGGGACUUGUGGCCAUCAGCUUGGGAAAAGUGGCAUUAAAAGGAAUAGCAACACCUGUGGAAUUAUUUCAGUGCAUGAAAAAAUAA